ACCCUGGUUCCUUUCACCUUCUGUACUAUUUGACUUAUCAUGGAGGUCCUUACACCUGCUCGUGCUGCUAAUUUUGAAUUUCAACGCCAACUUGACGUCCCCAAUGAAGGUACGGUGACCUUCCCAUUGGUUUUCACCCCGGAAGCUGAGUCCAAGCUCUCGACGAUAGAGGAAGCCGUCGCUUGGGUUGAUACAAACAAAGCCAAACUACUCGAACUUGCCAAAGUACAUGGCGCUAUUUUGCUUCGAGAUUUCCCCAUUUCCACCGCUGAACAUUUCGACGCCAUUGGAAAAGCUGUCGGUCUUGAAGAAUUUCCUUACAUUGGAGGAGCUGCACCGAGAACGGUUAUUACAGGAUCCGUGUUCACUGCCAAUGAAUCACCUGCGGACCAAUUGAUCCCUUACCAUCAUGAGUUGGCUCAGUCCAAAAACCACCCUUUGCACAUCAUGUUUUAUUGUGACAAACCUGCAGAUAAGGGUGGAGAGACGCCUAUUUGUUUGUCCAACCUCAUUUACGAACAAAUUAGCCGAGAGUUCCCUGAUUUUAUGGAGGAAAUUGGUAAAAAGGGCGUGAAAUACAUUCGUGUCUUACCUGUUGAAGACGACGCCACUAGUGCAAUCGGACGUGGAUGGCAGUCUACCUUUAUGACCACCGACGCAAAGGAAGCGGAGCGACAAGCUGAGGAACUCGGCAUGACCCUCGAAUGGCUACCUGAUGGUUCUCUCAAGACCACUUCUCCCAUCUUGUCAGCUACUAAGUUAGACGAGCGUACAGGAAAGAGCGUUCACGGGAUGGCAAGAUUCUCGUAACGAUGCCACCAAAGCUGUGGUCUACGGUGACGGUAGUCCACUUGACCCCGUGAUCUUAAGGCGAUGCCUCGAUAUCAUGAAUGAGCUUUGCUGCUCAUUCGAAUGGAAGACGGGCGAUGUCAUUUUAAUUGACAAUGUUGUGACGAUGCACAGCCGUAAUUCUUUUGAAGGAAGUCGAAGAAUUUAUGCUUCAUUGUGGAAAUAAGCUCGGCUCGAGUAACUAAUAAUCUAGCAUGGAAAAAAUAAAAAAUAUAAGCUGGUAGAUCGGGAAAAUCUUCCUACCCCGAUUGCUAAAAUUCAAUUAGACUUGUCGCUAGACUAAAUUAGUCUCCAUCGAAGCAAAUGGUUCGAUGGGCAGAAAUCUUUUUUAUAAAAGAAUUUUUUUAAGCUUCUUCUA
Messenger RNA from Umbelopsis ramanniana AG, 1207 nucleotides. RefSeq lists its product as uncharacterized. The transcript is spliced from 6 exons. The record is from RefSeq and is a predicted model, not a curated record. Gene Ontology annotation, molecular function: oxidoreductase activity. The coding region runs from base 40 to 810 and encodes 256 amino acids. Lineage: Eukaryota; Fungi; Mucoromycota; Umbelopsidomycetes; Umbelopsidales; Umbelopsidaceae.